Messenger RNA from Fusarium pseudograminearum CS3096, 852 nucleotides. RefSeq lists its product as uncharacterized. Bases 1 to 852 code for a protein of 283 amino acids. The transcript has a single exon. Gene Ontology annotation, cellular component: fungal-type cell wall. NCBI's taxonomy places the organism in Eukaryota, Fungi, Ascomycota, Sordariomycetes, Hypocreales, Nectriaceae. The record is from RefSeq and is a predicted model, not a curated record. Gene Ontology annotation, biological process: fungal-type cell wall polysaccharide metabolic process.
AUGAUUCUCAUGCACACUAUCCUUAGUUCUGUGGUCGUUGGGAAUCUUGUAGAUGCCCUCGCAACACCUACUCAGGAGUCUCCCAUUUCUGCACGAGUAGCUCCUUUCAUCCCCGGCGGCAAAAAGGCUGGAUCUGCCGGUGGAAGCGCUGUUCCAUUCUGGAAAGACCAUCUUGGCUGGUGGUACGACUGGACCCCUGCGCCAACCUCGGUCGCUGGCGUCGUUGGCGUUUCCAUGCUCUGGGGAAGUGGCCAGAACGGACCCCAGGACUCAAAGCGGUUCUCCGAAUUUGGCAAUUUGAAGGAGACACCCACCUACCUCCUCGGGUUCAACGAGCCUGACUGCUCCGGUCAGGACACAUCAGCCAACUUCGGCGUCAGCAAGGGUGUCGAGCUUUGGAACAGCUUAAUCGCUCCCAAAGGCCAACAGGGCGCUCUUCUCGGCAGUCCCGCCAUGUGCAUGCAAAAGGAUGAGAAGUGGCUCAAGGAAUUCAGCACCGCCGGUCUGUCAAAGACAUGGGACUUCACCGCCAUCCACAUCUACAAGCCGGAUAUGACUGGUGUCCAAGCCGACAUCGACUACUACUGGAACACGUACGGCAAGCCAAUCUGGGUGACAGAGUUCGGAUGCGUUUAUGAUCAGAACAAUUUCACGCCUUGUUCCGACCAGGGUCAGAUCAACAAAUGGAUUUCCGAUAUCGUUGAUCUCUUCGAGAAGAAUGAGCAUGUGGCCGCGUAUGCGUACACUGAUAGUGGAGGUCUUGGUCAGGCCUGGCUGCCUACUACUGACGGUGGGAAGAAGCUUUCCCAGUCUGGUCAAGCCUAUCUAUCUGCCAUUAGCAAGUAUCAUUAG